CUCAAGAGUUAACGUUCAUCCCUUUUAGACUCAUAAAAUAUAAAGCUCAAUAUUGCUCAUAUAGUGUAUAUUUGUAUAUGUAAAGUGUAGACCACAACAUAUAGACGCCUAAUUUAGAUAAAUUUCAUACAUUAUGAUGGAUGAAAACUUGAAAGGAAGGUCAUUUCCAGCCUAUGAUAAUUGCUAAGAGACUAAGUCAAUUUACACAAACACAACAAUUCAUUAACCCAUACCAUUGUCAUAAAUUUUUGUUAGGUGAAUACUUCUAUACUAAUCGUAAGAUAAUUGUCUUAGUUGCAUGUAUUUUUGUUAAGGGUCAACUAUAACUACGUGUUGAUUGUUAUGUUUUAUUCAUUAUAUAAAUUGUGAAUUGUUGCAUUAACCGGAAAAUUUUCAUCGUCAAUGAUAAUGCGAUUUUAUAUUGGUUAAUCUGGUUAACCAAUUAACCAAACCGAUUAAACUUUAGUUUGAUUAAUUUGGUUGUUGUAUUAGUUUGGACGGUUUGGUUAUGAUAUUGUAUUCCAUGAUUAAUGGAAUUUAGUCUUAUUUGGUUUGGUUAUAACCAUGGUAACCAUUUGAACACCCCUACCUAACCCAUCCCCACUGAACCGUUCUCCUUCCUUGUCCAGUUGUCCGCGUCGCUUGUUCUACCGCCGCCGUUGCCUUGCCGUUGCCGCCAUACAAACCGGCGUCUCCUGUCCUCUCACAAUCGAUUUCCAAUCCUCCCCCAUUACAAGUAACCUUUCCCUUUCUGUAAUCCAUCACACUUCAAAACACAAAUCCCCAAAAUUGACAGCAGGAGAACGGUGGCGAAAAGCACAACAACAAGUCAGCGAGGCAAGUCCCCUUACUGUUGGACUUAUCAGGUUGAAAGAUCUCCUUUCGGCCACAAGUAGACAACAAGGAACAGGGGAUUCGGCACCGAAGAUGCUUUCAAGUCCACUUCUUGGUUUUGGUUUUUGGACUUAUCAGGUCGAAUGAUCUCCUUUCGGCCCAGGAGCUCUGUUGUUUCCCAAACCAUCUGUUCCACUUCCCCGAUCGAGUCUAAGUAACGGGACAACAGAGGAGAGGCGAAAACAGAGUAUAUAUAAACCACCUCUCUGGAUCUCUCUUCUUCACUCUCUCACUCGCCUAUCUAUCCAAAAUCAUAUUCAUGAACAUAGUAAAGCUAAUAGAAGAAGAAGAAGAAGAAACACCACUGCCAAAAAUGCUUUCUCCUCGCCGCUCCGAUCAUACCCCAAAAACAGUGGAUACUCUGUUUUCUUCAGCCUCCCUGCAUCUGCAGAGGCAAAAGACCCGCAUUGACAACUUUUUCAGGAACCAGAACCCAGAUACCCAGCCAGAGCAAGAUUUUUCCAUUGCAGAUAUAAUUAGAUUUGCGGCAGAAAAGUUCAUAGAUUCUAUUACGGAACCGACCGACCCACCAUCCGGAAACUCCGACGACGACGAUGAUGAGGUGACCAACGACGUCGAACUCAUACACCAGCUUCUGCGUGCAGCCGAUGAAUUGGACCACAAGCAGUACGAGCAAGCGACCCACUUCCUAAACCUCUGUGAUUUCUCGUCUUCCAGGACAGGUAAUCUCGCACAGCGAAUCACCCACUACUUCGUCCAAGCUCUUCGCGAAAAGCUCCGUAAAGAAACCGGCAGCGGAACCCACCCGAUAGCCGAUCUCAUGAACCGUUUCCAACGAUUGAACGUCGAGGAAACAAUGACUGCUAUAUCCCCUAUAGUCGUGGUCUUGUACGAGAAAAUCCCCUUCUUCCAAGUCGGACAGCUAGCCGGAGUUCAAGCAAUCGUGGAAAGCGUAGAGAAGGCCAAGAGGAUUCACAUAAUCGACCUCAGAAUCAGAAACGGGAUGCAAUGGACGGCCCUGAUGCAGGCUUUAUCCACCGCCUCCAAAGGAAAACGACGCCGUCGUCGUGCACCGGAGAUUCUGAAAAUCACAGCCAUCGUCACCAUUUCGGAAAAUUUGGUCCGGGGAACAGGGGAAAGGCUCACAAAGUUCGCCGAGUCGAUGGAGAUACCCUUUGAAUUUAACACCAUAGUGGUAUCAAGCUUCACCGAACUCGACGAGGCGCAAUUCGACCUCGAUCCCAGAGAAACCGUGGCUGUUUACGGCGAGUACGCAUUACAGGGUCUGGUUUCAGAUCCGAAUGAAUUGGAGGCACUGACGGAAGUUUUGAAGAAAAUCAGUCCUAGCAUAAUGGUGGUGCUUGAAUCAGAAGUGAACCUCAAUUCCUCUAACUUCGCUCGCCGGUUCGUCGAAAUGUUGUUCCACUAUGGGGCAUACUUCGACUGUCUCGAUGCUUGCUUGGAUUCAUCGUGCGAUGAUGGUGGCGGCGGGACUGGGGAGAGGGGCUUGAUUGAGUCGAUGUUCUUGAACAAGAUUACGGAUCUUUUGGUGAAGGAAGGGGAAGAAAUGCUGAGGGUGGUGACGGUUGAUGUGUGGAGGAAGUUCUUUGGGCAGUUCUCGGUGUGGGAAGUGGGGUUGAGCUCGUCGGCCAUGGAGACUGUGAAUCUGUUGCUGGGGAGGUUUGUGAAGGGCAAGUGUUGUACGUUGGAUAUGGAUGGGAGGUGUUUGAUUGUUGGAUGGAAAGGGACUCCCAUUUUCUCGCUUUCCACUUGGAAGUUCCUCCAUUGAAACUGGCCCAAAGAUAUACUGCUCUGUUUUAUGAUGUGUGACAUUGAGUAAUUUACUCAUUUUAUUAUGCAACUAGAUAAGUGGCUCGUGAAUUGGUUUACCAAAAAAUUGUAUAUAUUAUUUAGAAGUGAAUGUGGAUGCUGUUUGAGAACAAAAACUUCUCAAUAAUCAUUAACUUUUGAC
This is a messenger RNA of Linum trigynum, 2827 nucleotides long. NCBI's taxonomy places the organism in Eukaryota, Viridiplantae, Streptophyta, Magnoliopsida, Malpighiales, Linaceae. The record is from the annotation of a GenBank genome assembly.